UGUAAUAGCUUAUAUCUCUAUUCUCCCGCUUAUAAUAAACUUUUAUACAGUUGCCGACCCUAAAUUACUCUCUCUUCCAAAACCCUCAUCCUAAAACCCUAGAGUUUUCUCUCUACCUUUUUCCAAACUAACAAUGAAAUUUUGGGGUGCGGAGGUGAAAAGUGGACAACCUUUAUCUGUACAGCCUGGAGAUGACAUGGUUUUGCAUCUUUCACAGGCAUCUCUUGGUGAGGCGAAAAAUGUUAAGGGAUCAGAACCUGUAUGCUUGUCUGUGACUAUUGAUGGAAAGAAGCUUGUUCUUGGAACACUCAUCUCAGACAAGCUGCCUCAACAACAGUUUGACCUGGUGUUUGAUAAAGAGUUUGAGCUAUCACACAACUGGAAAAAUGGUAGUGUCUACUUUUUUGGAUACAAGGCUGCCAACCCAUUCGAGGAUGAGGAGAAUGAAGAAGAAGAUGAGUCUGAUGAGGAAAUACCCCUUACUAUUGCAAACGAAGGAAAGCCUGAAGCUAAGGCUACUGCAAAGGAUUCUGCUUCAGCUAAGCAGAAGGUGAAGAUUGCGGAACCUAGUAAAGGUGCUAAGGCGGAUGGUGGAGAUGACAGCAGUGAUGGUGAUGAUUUGUCUGAUGAUGAAGAUGAUUCUGAGAUGGGGGAGGAUGAAGAUGAUAGUGAUGAAGAUCAAUCUGAUGAGAGCGAGGAGACACCAAAGAAGGCUGAACCGAGCAAGAAAAGGCCUGCAGAUUCAGCUACAAAAUCACCUGCUCCUGAUAAAAAGGCAAAAUUUGUAACUCCUCAAAAGACUGAUGGUAAGAAAAGUGCUGUCCAUGUGGCAACCCCUCACCCCUCGAAACAGGCCGGUAAGACACCUGGAAACAAGCCAAACCAGGCUCCAAAAUCUGGCGGAUCUCUUGCCUGCAAGACAUGCAACCGGACUUUUGGUUCUGAAAAUGCUCUGGAAUCUCACUCGAAAGCUAAGCACAGUGCUGGAAAGUAAAUAGGAGUAGAAACGUGUAUCUCGAGAUUUGGUUUCGUUUUGUCAAACGUUGGAGGGAAUGAUAAUCAGAAGAGAGUGUUAGCUUUAGAAUAUCUUUUGCUGGUUGACCCUAAUGUAAAGCAAGCGUUAGGUCCAAUUUUGCUACUUUUAUGGUAUUCUGUAUGGAGAGGAACUAUCUCUGGGUAUAAUGUAUGUUUGUAUUCGGUUUAAAUUAAUGGUUGGUUACCUAUUGGUAUUUUGCUAA
Lycium barbarum (goji berry) is the source of this 1238-nucleotide messenger RNA. Its product is annotated as histone deacetylase HDT1-like. Bases 134 to 994 code for a protein of 286 amino acids. The transcript is spliced from 10 exons. The record is from RefSeq and is a predicted model, not a curated record. Lineage: Eukaryota; Viridiplantae; Streptophyta; Magnoliopsida; Solanales; Solanaceae.